AUGCUUAAGAAUCUUCAGGGGUCCCUACAUCCACCUGGAGACAGCUUGGACUUACUAGCAGAGCCUGGUGAAACCGCCUUUCCAUUGGGAGCCAUGAUGUUUAAGAAAGGCAUUUCCCACAGUAACAGCGGUGACCCCAAGCCAGACAUUGGCAUCAAUGGUAGCAUUGUUUACACAAGCGAGCUGUGGGCGAUGGCAUGUAACUCCGAUUACGCCAUGAUAAAUUUCCGGCACUGUGAGCAUGAGAGUCUCAUGCCGUUGAGGUUCCGACUUCAUGCAAGUCGCUUCCAAGACCAUCCCUCGGCGGAACUUCAGGCUCGUCGUGAUUACUGGAGCCCAUGGUUAUUCUUCCAGUUGGUUUGGCAUGCGGUGCCUUGUUUAGUUAACCAUCCGUUUCUGUUAUCUAUGCGACUUCGGAACUUCCGGAGGACGAUGCCUCAGUCAUUCCUCCGCAAUUCUUUCGAGCAGCUGACCUUCCACUCCGGCUGGGUUGUUCAUUUUCUCGAGCUUAUUGAGGCGAAGAGCUUCGAGGUUUCUGACCCGACCAUAGGGCAAUGUGUGGCAAUUGUUGCUACAAUCUAUCUUCAACAUAGUUUUGUUGAAGAUCAAGCUUUUAACAGAAAGGCGCAAACGGGAUUUGAGAAAUGUCUCAGAUUCCUGCGUAACAUGAGUCACCGAUGGCCACACAUCGAUCGUCAGGUUCAACAACUGCAGCAACUCCGGGCCAGCGUUUCUCCUGGAGGCCUUAUGACAGAUAACAUCGCCCCGGGAGGAACAAAUUCCCGUCAGAAGUGGUCUGUGAACUUACAGCUAUUGUGGAAAAUCUUAGUGUACGCCCACGCAAGCAAUAUCCCAGACCCUGCUAGCGACAUCUUCGGCCCAGAACUUGCCAAAGACAGCGUCGGAUGCUCGGGAGCCCCUUCUGCUGGUGAUAUCACCGAUCGUGAUUUUUCAUUGAUUGGAUCCGCUGGAAUCUCAGGCCACAAGACAGUGGCUACCGAGUGUGUCACAUAUCCACCCGAGCAGAAUGAUGAUUCCAUACAAUCGCCGAGUCAGACCUCACCGAGGAUAGAAUUCUCAGGACUUCCGAGAGAUCCUAAUAUGGAGAUUAGUGGGGGUGAUACAAUAUUCCUACAACUCCAGGAUUAUGAGAGGGCGUUUGAGGAUUGGCUUAGCAUUAAUCCGACAUGA
Penicillium vulpinum is the source of this 1191-nucleotide messenger RNA. Its product is annotated as fungal specific transcription factor domain-containing protein. Lineage: Eukaryota; Fungi; Ascomycota; Eurotiomycetes; Eurotiales; Aspergillaceae. The transcript has 3 exons. The record is from RefSeq and is a predicted model, not a curated record. Gene Ontology annotation, cellular component: nucleus. Bases 1 to 1191 code for a protein of 396 amino acids.